AUGAAGACCGCAGCUGUUCUAGCCCUGCUCGCCAGCGCUGGCCUUGUUUCUAGCAUCAUUGCCCCCAUCCGUCGCCGGCAAUCUUCCGAUCCGUCAUCUCUCAUUUCGACCCAAAAUGGAGUCACGUUCGAGGUCGAGAUUCAAAUCAACAACCAGACCUUCUAUGUCAUCCCCGACACGGGCAGCAGCGAUCUCUGGGUCCCAGUAGCCGACUUCCAGUGUGUCCAUCCAGCCAGUAACUACGAAAUUCCGCAGGAAGAAUGUCACUUUGCAAACAUGUUCCAGGUGCCGAAUACAACCGAAUACGUCGCAAAUCAAACUUUUGGCGUGCAGUACGGCACCGGAAUAGCCCUGGGAAAAGUGGCAUACACCAAUGUUACACUCAAUGGCAUCAAGAUUGAGCAUCAGAAGAUCGGCCUCGUCGACCGCAGCAGCGACAUGGGCGACGGAAUAGGGAGUGGCGUCCUAGGCCUGGGAUUCCCUUCCUUGACGUCCGCCCAUCCCGGCUCGGAGCUCGACAACAGCACAUUGCUGCUCAACCGUGCCGUCUACGACCCGGUGUUCGUUGGAAUGUACAAGCAAGGGCUCGUGGCACCGUGGUACAGCUUCGCGAUCGAGCGACCGCUCAAAAAUUCGACGACCGGCCCGGGCGGAUGGCUUGGCCUGGGAGAACUACCGCCGGUGGCGCAUUCGGAUGUUUGGGCAACUAAGCCCAUCGAGGUCACAGAGGGCCUUCCCGAUGUAUUGACCGGCAGAGUGCGUCAGAUCACGCUCAUGACGUUGACUGUGGAUGGUAUCACCUGGGGCAGCUCUCCAUCAACGGGCUCUCACACCACUAAUUCAACUGCGUUCCAGGCCGUGGUCGACACCGGCAACCACUUGAACCUGCUUCCCACUACCAUUGCAGAGGCUGUCAAUAAUGCUUUCAGCCCUCCGGGAGUGUUUGAUGCGGAUUCCCGUGUAUACAAUGUACAUUGCAACGCCACACCCCCGGAGUUUGGCGUGGUUCUGGACGGAAAGACGUUCUGGCAUCAGAAUGAGGAUCUCAUUUACCGUCGUGUGGACGGACCCUGCUUCUCAAGUAUUGCGCCUACUGCAGAGGGUGAUGAUGUUGGUCUCAACUUCCUGGGAGACGCUUUUCUGAGGAAUGUUGUGUCCGUAUUUGACUUUGGGAGGGAGGAGAUGCGUUUCGCUUCCAGGGUCGACAGCAGUUCUGACCCAGCUCCGACGUACAUCUCAGGCACUAUCAGUCGAAAUUGUGGCGCGGAAUGGUAG
Messenger RNA from Diaporthe amygdali, 1275 nucleotides. Its product is annotated as acid protease. The record is from RefSeq and is a predicted model, not a curated record. Gene Ontology annotation, biological process: proteolysis. Gene Ontology annotation, molecular function: aspartic-type endopeptidase activity. Lineage: Eukaryota; Fungi; Ascomycota; Sordariomycetes; Diaporthales; Diaporthaceae. The coding region runs from base 1 to 1275 and encodes 424 amino acids. Gene Ontology annotation, cellular component: fungal-type vacuole. The transcript has a single exon.